Molecule: messenger RNA, 1026 nt
Organism: Venustampulla echinocandica
Lineage: Eukaryota; Fungi; Ascomycota; Leotiomycetes; Helotiales; Pleuroascaceae
Product: Eukaryotic translation initiation factor 3 subunit I
Exons: 5
Coding region: 1-1026 (341 amino acids)
Biological process (GO): cytoplasmic translational initiation
Cellular component (GO): eukaryotic translation initiation factor 3 complex, eIF3m; cytoplasm
Molecular function (GO): protein binding; translation initiation factor activity; RNA binding
Source: RefSeq, a predicted model, not a curated record
AUGAGACCCGUAUUGCUCCAAGGACAUGAGCGGGCCCUGACCCAAAUUCGAUACAAUAGAGACGGCGAUAUCAUCUUCUCCACCGCCAAGGAUCAGCAUAUCUGCGCCUGGUACGCACACAACGGGGAGCGCUUGGGAACCUACCAUGGCCACCAGGGAGCCCUCUGGACCGUAGACGUCGACCCGACCAGCACCCUACUCGCCAGCGGCGCCGCAGACAAUACCGUUCGGUUGUGGGACAUCCGGACUGGAAAGUGCUUGAAGGUCUGGGAUUUCAACACCGCCGUGAAGAGAGUCGAGUUCACCGAGGAUGGAUCACAACUGUUGGCUGUGACGGAGCAGCGCAUGGGCUUCCUAGGCACCAUCGUUGUUUUCGACAUCAACCUGGACGUUGACGGACCACAGUCAGACGAGAGGUCGAUGACCAUUACCUGCGAGGAGAGCAAGGCCACCGUGGCGGGGUGGAGUUAUCUGUCAAAGUAUAUUAUUGCCGGCCACGAGGAUGGAAGCAUAUCACAAUAUGAUGCCAAGACUGGAGAGCAACUCGAUAACGUCCAAGUCCACGAAGGGCUGAUCACCGACCUGCAAUGGGCACCAGACCGGACAUAUUUCAUUACUGCAUCAAAGGACAAGACAGCCAAGCUCGUCAACGCACGCGAUCUCGAGGUCAUGAAAACAUACGUCACCGACACCCCCUUAAAUAGCGCUUCCAUUACGCCCAAGAAAGACUUCGUCAUCCUCGGAGGCGGCCAAGCAGCCAUGGACGUGACCACCACCUCAGCCCGUCAAGGAAAAUUCGAGGCACGUUUCUACCACAAGAUCUUCGAGGAUGAGAUCGGCAGAGUAAAGGGUCACUUCGGUCCUCUUAACACAGUUGCAGUGGAUCCCCAGGGUAAAGGAUAUGCAAGCGGUAGUGAGGACGGAUAUGUUCGCGUACAUCAAUUUGAUAAGGGGUAUUUCGAUUUCACUUAUGAGGUUGAGAGGCAGGCAAAGGCAGCGGCAGCAGCACAACAACAGCAGCAGUGA